AUGGCUGAGAAGUGCGUCCACCAGGGCUGCGGGAAGCUCUACACCGAUCCCGAGGAGGUCUGCGUCUACCACCCCGGCCCGCCUGUCUUCCACGAAGGCCAGAAGGGUUGGAAGUGCUGCAAGCCCCGGUUCCUCACUUUUGAAGAGUUCCUCGCCAUCCCACCCUGCACCGAGGGCAAACACUCGACGACCGACCUGCCCCCCAAAGUCGAACAGAAGGAACCCCAAGCCGACAGCGCGCUCGUCGAGAAGCUCGCCGCCGCCUCCGUGGCCCCGACGCCCACCCGCAAGCCCAUCGCCCCCGCACAGGCGACCCCGGCGCCGCCCCCGCCACCCCCCGAGUCCGAAGACGACGACCCCACGCUCGCCAUCCCCGCCGAUGCCGUCUGCCGCCGCAAGGCCUGCGGCGCCAAAUAUGCCGGCUCCCGCGAUGGCGACGAGUCGUGCGUCCACCACCCGGGCGUGCCCAUCUUCCACGAGGGCAGCAAGGGCUACAGCUGCUGCAAGCGCCGCGUCCUCGAGUUUGACCAGUUCAUGAAGAUUGAGGGCUGCAAGACCAAGGAGCGCCACCUCUUUGUCGGCAGCGGCAAGAAGAACAAGGACGGCAACGUCGAGACCGGCGGCGAGGAGGUUCUCGAGACGGUCCGCACCGACUUCUACCAGACGCCCUCGACCGUCAUCGCCUCCUUCUUCCUCAAGAAGAUUCGCAAGGACGAUGCCAAGAUUUCCUUUGCCGAGAGGACCCUGACGCUUGACCUGCCGACCUCGGACGCGCCGACGCCCAAGCGCUACCGCGCCGAGGUGCCGCUGUUCGCCCCGAUCGACACGGCCAAGUCGUCGUUCAAGGUCCUUGGCACGAAGCUCGAGGUCACCUUUGUCAAGGCCGACGGCGCGUCUUGGCCGGUGCUGCGCAGCGAUGACCGCUUGACCGGUGAGAUCUUGCAGAUUGGCAAGGCGGGCGUUGCGCAGCGGUGA
Verticillium dahliae VdLs.17 is the source of this 975-nucleotide messenger RNA. RefSeq names its product integrin beta-1-binding protein. Bases 1 to 975 code for a protein of 324 amino acids. The record is from RefSeq and is a predicted model, not a curated record. The transcript is spliced from 2 exons. NCBI's taxonomy places the organism in Eukaryota, Fungi, Ascomycota, Sordariomycetes, Glomerellales, Plectosphaerellaceae.